Messenger RNA from Naegleria lovaniensis, 1737 nucleotides. RefSeq lists its product as uncharacterized. The record is from RefSeq and is a predicted model, not a curated record. Gene Ontology annotation, biological process: DNA replication; DNA replication initiation. NCBI's taxonomy places the organism in Eukaryota, Heterolobosea, Eutetramitea, Acrasida, Naegleriidae. The transcript has 3 exons. Gene Ontology annotation, molecular function: DNA replication origin binding. Bases 1 to 1737 code for a protein of 578 amino acids. Gene Ontology annotation, cellular component: nuclear origin of replication recognition complex; nucleus.
AUGCCCAAACGAUCGACCAAGAAGAAUAUUUUCAAAAAGAACCAACCAUCAAAUGAAUGUAUUGAUGAUGAACCUAUUACAAUUCAACAACAAAACAAUCCAAUCAUCAUCACUACCAACAAUUCCGAUACGACGUCGGACAUGAACGCUGCUCUCUCUCCUUCCAAUCAUCAAAAUUCUUCAAGCAUGAAAUCAUCUCAACAAAAACGAAAAAGAAAUUCUUUUCUUAAUGAUGAUAGCUGUACACUGGAAGACUGUCCAAAUCCAAUUCUGAGCAAAAUUUCUCAAAAUAUUCAUCCCAUUACUCAUUGUGUAUCAUCAUCAAACAAUAUACCACCUCUCUUACAAGAUGCUCAUCAAACUCUAUCAUCUUUCCUUUCACAUUCUUUUAAAACAUUUUCAAAUGAUUCAGUCAUGAUUGUUGGUCCAGGUAAAUCUGGAAAAAAACAUUUAGUGAAAUAUACUUUAAAUAAUCUCAAAGAAAGUGGUGAAUAUUCAUUUAGAACAGUCUAUGUGAAUGGAAUUCAUAUUGCUUCAGAUUCUCAAUUACUGGCAUGUGUAUUGGAUGCAUUGGCACGAGAAAAAGAAGAUACACAAUUGAGUGUUAUUAAUAGUAGUAAUAAUAAUAGAAAUAGCAAUUUACAACUCAUUGAGUCUACCGUUAGUGAUGAGAAUCAUCAUCGCAAUGACAAUACUGAAGAAGAUGAUCACUUUGAUGAACAAGCAACCUAUGUUGAAUUUUUAAAUGCUUUAAAAGAUUUCACCAAUCAAAGUAUUGUUUUUAUUUUGGAUCAUUUUGAAAAUUUAUGUCGAAAAUCUGGAAAAAUGCUUUAUACCAUCACCGAUACAUGUCAUGAACAUAGAUUAAGCAUUAUAAUUAUUGGACUUACUGUCAAUGCACAUAUUGGAACAUGUAUGGAUAGAAGAGUGAGAAGUAGAUUCUCAUCACGAAGAAUUUACACACUUCUACCAAGAAAUGCAUUUCAAGUUUCUCAAAUUAUGCAUCACUAUUUGUCUCUACCAUGUAACGAAAACGAUCCUUCUAUUGAAAUGUAUAAUCAUCAACUCAAAAAUUGUCUAUUAGAUCCAGAUGUUGUACAACUACUUGAAGAAUGUGUGAUACAUAGUAGUUGUAAAUUUAUUUAUAAUUAUUCAUUGAAAGUUUUUGAACUCAUUCAAUGCCAUCUCGAACACUAUCCAUUGUCAGAGAAUUCAAUGAUUUUUACUCCUAAUAUUUUUGUUAAGGCAUUUCAUGCAUUGGUGAAUCAUCGAGUGAAUUCCAAAUUGUCAUUCAUUCAAAGACUCAAUCAAUGUCAACUCAUCCUUUUAUGUGCCAUCAAGAAAAUGGAAUCUCUUUAUUCCUCUAACAGAGGAAAUUCUUCCAUUGAUAUUAACUUUGAAACUGUAUUCAAUGUUUAUAUGAAAUUUGCCACAGGUGGAGCACAAUCUUCAAACAUUAGACAAGAACAUGUGUAUACAGAAGGAAGAACACAAAUUCAAUUAGACAAACAAGUAAUAUUUCAAUCAUUUCUCUCACUCAUUGAUUUGAAAGUCAUACAUUUCGUGAGUCAGAAACAAAUUCCAUCGACUAGAAAAGAUCAAUCCAUUACCAAAGUGAGAUUGAACAAUAUUCAUCCUUCUCAAAUUGAUAAUGAAAUUGAAAGAUUAUUUCAAGAGAAUAGAUUGUAUUCAAUGAAUUCUGAAAUGUUAGAAUGGUGCAAGUCGACUUCAUUGUGA